Messenger RNA from Trichomonas vaginalis G3, 303 nucleotides. RefSeq lists its product as uncharacterized. The transcript has a single exon. The coding region runs from base 1 to 303 and encodes 100 amino acids. The record is from RefSeq and is a predicted model, not a curated record. NCBI's taxonomy places the organism in Eukaryota, Parabasalia, Trichomonadida, Trichomonadidae.
AUGUUCUCUUCAACAGGAAGUUUAGCUGGAAUCAAACUUACAAUUGAUUCAGAGGAGACAUUUAAAGAAUAUUAUCAAAAUGACUGCACAAUUGCUGAUGAUCAAGAGUAUAUAUGGAAUGGAUUGAAGACAGGAUUUUAUGCUUCCAAGAUUCCACCUCGAACUCCAGCACCAAAGCCAACUGAUUCAAAGAAACCAUCAAAAACAACAAGAAAUGUGAUAGUUACAAUUGCUUGUAUCGUAGCAUUAGCUUUGAUUGGUCUUUCAUUGGUAUUCUUCUACAACCGGAGAAGGAGAAUCUAA